UGGUUGCUUAUUUCCGGUAGUGAGCUUCGCUGAUGCAUAUCGUUGUAUAUAUCAGUACAACCUGACGUAAUUAUUAUUACAUUUUUCUUAUUUAGAAAAGAAGACAGUCGUCGUCUGUUAUCUAAUAACCUCGAAAUGGCAACAACAGUUAGCACGCAACGAGGACAGGUCUACAUUGGUGAGCUGCCUCAGGAUUUCCUGAGAAUCACCCCGACGCAGCAGCAGCAGCAGGUGCAGUUAGACGCCCAGGCGGCCCGACAGCUGCAGUACGGAGGAUCUUUAGGAACAGCUGGCCGCCUCAGCAUCACUGUCGUACAGGCGAAGCUUGCGAAGAACUAUGGGAUGACACGCAUGGACCCUUACUGCAGGAUUCGACUUGGCUAUGCCGUCUAUGAGACUCCUACUGCCCACAAUGGAGCAAAGAACCCUCGCUGGAACAAAGUCAUCCAGUCCACUGUCCCGCCUGGGGUCGACUCCUUCUAUCUGGAAAUCUUCGAUGAGAGGGCGUUUUCCAUGGAUGAUCGCAUCGCAUGGACACAUGUGACGAUCCCAGAGAGUCUGCGAGAGGGAACCGUCGUGGAUGAAUGGUACAGCUUGAGCGGAAGACAGGGUGAUGACAAAGAAGGCAUGAUUAAUCUUGUCAUGUCCUUUGCUUCAAUACCAGCGGGAAUGAUGAUGCAGCCGCAGCCUGUGGUUUUGAUGCCUACAGUUUAUCAACAGGGAGUUGGAUAUGUGCCCAUAGCAGGUGUCCCUGGUAUGUACAACCAAGGUGUGGUGCCCAUGGGAAUGCCAGCUGUGCCUGCUGUCACAUCACAGAGCGCCCCCUGCAGCGAAGAAGACCUUAAAGCCCUUCAGGACAUGUUUCCCAACCUGGACAAGGAGGUGAUCCGCACCGUUUUGGAGGCCCAACAGGGUAACAAGGAUGCUGCCAUUAACUCCUUGCUACAGAUGGCCGAGGAGCUUUAACUGCAGAACUGCCACUCAGCUAGCGCUUAAAUGUACCAACAAUGUAAAACUUUAUACCAAAAAGACCCUGUAAAUAUGCACACUGAAGUCUAUCAACCCUUAACAGUAGCAAGUAAAUCUAACAAACUUUUAAUUGUCUCUAAAUCAGCAUUCAGAAUGAAUGUUUCUGGAACGUUACAGAGAAUGUAGGAUGAUUUUGGCAAAGGAGUAACUUGUCAUAUGUCCGCUGAGGGCAGUAUACCAUAUCUGUAUUGUAGUGAUCCCAUGUCUUAAAGAUGUUUGAUAUACUGUAUUAUGCUUUUAUCUGUAUGAAUUUAGUUACAUAAAUGUACAUGAACAUAAUUUAUUUUGAAGAUUAUUAAAGAGAUAUCAGAGUA
Messenger RNA from Onychostoma macrolepis, 1343 nucleotides. It is a transcript of the gene tollip, whose product is annotated as toll interacting protein. Gene Ontology annotation, biological process: ubiquitin-dependent protein catabolic process. The record is from RefSeq and is a predicted model, not a curated record. Lineage: Eukaryota; Metazoa; Chordata; Actinopteri; Cypriniformes; Cyprinidae. The transcript is spliced from 6 exons. Bases 136 to 966 code for a protein of 276 amino acids. Gene Ontology annotation, molecular function: ubiquitin binding; ubiquitin conjugating enzyme binding. Gene Ontology annotation, cellular component: cytoplasm.